GCUGUGCAGUGUCUCAAAGUUCACUGUGUUUUUAGUCCUUCUUAUUUUCACCUUCUCAGAGCGCUGACUGAACACAGAGAAGAGGGAAGGCAGAGGAAAAGAUUCUGAAUAAUGGGGGCCUCUGUGUCUAUAAGGAACCAAACCCCUUACACUUGGCACUACGAACUUCUCGGAGACGGAGGUGGCAGUGGCAGUGGAACGUUGCAUGGCAGGGGUAGUAGUGUAAAAGAAAACCUCAACUCUAGGGGGAUCCAUUGCUACCUAAAGUUAAGAUAUGACAAUCACGGUUGGAACUCCUUCUCAUAUGAGUUCAACAGUCACAAGCAGGACGGAAGUCAAACAUUCACUAUUAUAGAAACCAGUGGCCGUUCACUCAUUCAGCUGUUGUGCGACACAGAGUCUAAUAGUCCAACAUGUCCAAACUAUGGGAAGCAAGAGGAAGACCGUAUUCGUCAGCAGCAGGAGGAGAUGGAGCGGCGAAGACAGGAGGAGCAACGAAGACAACAGCAGGAGGAGAGGAGGCGCCAGGAGCAACUGGAGAGGGAGAUGGCGAUCCAGCAAGAAAUCGAAAGGGAGAGCGAACUUUCGGGUAAGAAGGUGUCAAAGGGACGAGAAAAGCUGAGACAGAAGCUGAGACUAAAAGGACAACAGCGCCAUCACCAGCGUACACAGGUACUACACCAGAUGAUAGAAGAUGACGCUGCAGCAAUCAGAAGGGAUGAGCCAGGGGACUUGAAAAAUAAGUUUGAAGAUCUUCUGAAGAAAUACGAGAUCACUGAAGACAAAGGCAUGCAGGAGGACAAACUUGAAAACCGAAUGAAAAAUCUUCAGAAUGAACUAACCCUUAAAUACUUUGGAGAACCUCAACUGUCAAUCUGGUGUCAGUUGACCAUAGAUCGUGCUAUCAGCCAAGGAGAGCAAUCGCUCACUGAGCAGUUUAGCAUCCUCAAGGCUGUGACAGAGCUAACGUUGACCAACGACUCGGACACAGACAGUAAAGAGGACCAACUACCUGAAUGGGACCAGAAGUAUGACUUUCUCAUCCGUCUUCUUGAACAGCUGUACAGCACAAAUCCCACAGUGGCUCAACAACUUGUUCUGAGCAUUCUUGAUGUGUUCACAGAGGUGUCAGAGAAAAACAAGGGGCUCCUUAGUCAAAUUCUCUUCAACAUGAUCUGGACACCUUCAGAAAUUCUGCUCUUUUUGCGAGGUGUUUCAGGCAUAAACCAAGAGUUAGCAACCUCAAUCCUUCAUACUGUGAGGACAAACAAGCUGGAUCUUCUCUCUACUCUCUCUGCCCUGAAAGAUAAAGACCCUGUCAACUCUCUACAAUGGUAUGCUGAUGCAGAAGGGGACAAGGAUGCCGACACCAUUGUGAAUGAAAUGCAAAAUGAAAAGUACCCAGAGAAAAUAUUGUCCAUAAUGAAGGAAAUUCUAGGAUAUAUGACAGAGGAACUUCCAAAACAUGCGAAGGAGGACUUGGAUCAGGUAAAGAUAGAGGAAGCAAAGCAGAUGAUCAAGUCACUGGAUUUUACUAACCCUGACCUUGCUGUUCUCAAGGAGGUCCUAAUAAGGAUGUCUAUUGCUGUGCAAGACUGCUCAACCAUUUACACUCAAAACGGUAAGAACAUAGAAGGCUACUUUCCUAGCAUCACUCCGCUGGAAUCAUUGCUCACUGCUGAGAAAAUAGAAGGCUACUUUCCCCGACUCACUCAGUUGGCAUCACUGCUCAUGCUCCUUCUACCAAAGUUAACAGGGAAAAAAGGUAUCCUUCUGGAAAUCGGCACAGGUGAAGGAAAAUCUUGCAUCUUGGCUAUGUUUGCCACCAUCCAGGCCAUCCGUGGCACUAAGGUUGACGUUGUGACCAGUUCUCCAGUCCUUGCUCGUCGAGACCAAGAGGAGUGGAAGAAACUGUAUGACAUGUUUGGUGUCACAUCCUCUGUUGUGCCACCACCACAAAUACAGGGAAGCUCCCCUGAAAGCAGGGAUAGUAUGCUACAGGAGGCUUACAGGAAACAAUUAGUUUACGGAACCGUUGCCAGCUUUGCAGCAGACGCAUUGAGGCAGGAAUUCGAGAAGGACACCACACGUGGGGAGAGGAGGUUCGACAUGGUGAUUGUGGAUGAAGUGGACUACAUGACCUUGGACAAUGGAGUUCAGGUGACGUUUCUAUCCCACGAGGCAAGUGGCCUGAGGCACCUUGGACAAGUCCUUGCUAGCAUAUGGGCCAUGGUAUCUAUGUGUCAGCCAAUUGAGAUGGAAGAUACUGGAGAGAUUGAGUGGGCAACUGGAAUCCAGCAUUUUCACAAGGCUGCAAAGUUAGCUGUUAUCGGUCCAGCGACAUCUAAAGAAUUCUCUGAAUUUCACAUUUUGGAAGCCGGAGUGGAGUUGGGUAUCUAUUCAGAUGAAGAUUUUGACAUGUUCAUGCAUGCUCUAGAGAACACAGAGAAAGACGAUACAACGGAGAACAGGAUAACUGUUGAUACAUUCAUGGCCAAAGUUGGAAUUACUCAACAGUGUGAUCUGCUCACCAUAAUGGAGAAAGCACUGGAGAAUAAUGUGGCCAUUGACUGUUACUCUGUGACAAACAAUAAAGCCGUGCUGGUUGAGGAGAAAAAGUUGCACAACAACCCUGAUAUCCUGGAAAUCAAAAUGCUUCUCCUCGAGAAUGGACGAGCCAGCGAGAUCAUACCUGAAGACAAACUCAUUAAGGCAACAGUCUCUGAGCUGAAGUCUAAAAUCAAAUAUUCUGGCAGCUCUCAGUCAAACUCAGAGUUUCUUGUGAUCCCCUCUUUCCUUGAGAAGUACCUUGAGAAUCAGUUACCAGUCUUUGUGGAAAACGCCCUGAAAGCCAUCAUGAUGACACAAGGCAGAGAGUACAUGAUUGAUCAGACGUUGGAAGCUGUUGGAGACAAGCAUCUCUACCAUGCUAUCAUCCCAGUGGACUUCCAGGCCAGUGGAGUGUUGGAGAAGAACAAACGCUGGGGGGACGGCCUGCAGCAGUUUCUGGAGAUGAAACACCAGCUGGCAACCACUCCUUUGUCCAAUGUGACUAAUUACCUUUCAAACUUCCAUUACUUUCAAAAGUACCUGAAAGGGAAUGGGAUAUUUGGUGUGUCUGGGACAUUAGGGGGUGAUGCCGACAAAGAUUUCCUUGCAAGGCACUACGAAACAGACAGCUACAUAAUACCAGCUCAUCGCCAUAAGAAGGUUGUUGAGCUUCCAGCAAUUCAGGUCACUGGGCAAGCCCAGUGGAUGGAGAUCCUCUGUAAGACAGCAAUGAGGGUGGCAGAAAGUGGUCAGGUUGUCUUGGUCGUAUGUGAAGAUGUCAAGACCGCAAGCGAGCUUCUGAAGAAAAUAGAGGGCGAGAAUCCACAUCCCCCCAUCACAUUAUACACAAUCAGUGAGAAACACAACAUUGAGAGAACCAAAUUCAGAGGGGGACAUGUAAUCAUAGCCACAAACCUAGGAGGUCGUGGAACUGAUAUCAAGGUUGAUCAGGAUGUCAACAUACGUGGUGGCCUCUUCGUCCUCCUGACACAUUACCCUGGCAGUCGCAGAGUGGAGAAACAGGUGUUUGGAAGAACUGGUCGGAAGGGAAACCCGGGCAUGGUCCAGAUGAUCCUCUGUGGGGAUAACCUUGCCCCAGCAUACCAGGGCCAGCCUGUGGAGAUCAUGAGACAAUUGAGAGAGGAGUACGAAGUCCAACGCAUCAAAGAUAUGGAGACAGAUGAGCUUCUCGAAAUAAAAAUGAAAGAGGACCUGUUUGGCACGUUUUGUGAAUUUCUUGACAAGUUUCAUGGCAACUUCACAAAACAGGAGAGUAAUGACCUGUCAGGAAUGGGGCCGAAUGAUGUCCCUGAGUGUUUUAAAGAAAAAGGCCCUAAGUUUGAUUACCAGCCUGCACUCAAUGCUUUGAAAGAAACAUGGGCGUUGUGGCUUACCCUUCACGAGGAGCACAUCCGUCAGCACGAAGAUAUCAGUGUUCUUAAAGCAGACCUUCUUGAGCAUAUCACAAAUAGGGGCAACAUGCUGCUGAAUGGAAAAAGUCAAAACUUCUAUGACCACAUUAAGCAGGCUACCGGCAGAACAGACUUGCACCUCCGCAACAAAAGUAAGUGUGACUAUGAAGCAAAGUCCUACUGGAAAGAUGUUGAAGAAUGUGACCCUUUUUACAGUGCCGUGGCAAUGUACAACCAAGCUUUCAUCACCAUCAACAUGGGCAAAGAUGGCUACAAAACAGAGGCAUGGAAAUUACUGGAAAGGGCAAAGACAUCUGUGGAUGUUUACUUGUCAGAAACCACAAAUACCAUGGUUUCUUUUCAGAUUGCCACAAAAGGGAACUUUGAACCACAUCAUGAAGGAGAACGCAACUUUCUAAAGCAAAUAGAUUCCAGGAUGAGCAUUCACAAAGCUUGGAUACUUAACAUUGACCUUGCAGUAAAUAAACUUAAAGAGCUUGAGGGUGAAGGCACAGCCAUAACAGAGGUAUCCUCAGUGUACAGCCUCUCCGAAAAUCAAGACUACAUCACAGGAAAUGAACUCACGGCCUUGUAUGACAAUGGCCUGAGCAUUGUGUUUGAGGUGAAAAAGAAGCCAGAGUUCAGCUUUGAUGCUUUGAUCUGUUUCUUCAUCGGUAUGUGUCAGGUCAUCCUCGGAAUUCUGGUUUGUGCCCUGUCGUUUGGCUCUGCAACCCAGAUUGGCUUAGGUAUCAUCUCUGAAGGAGUCUCUGACAUGAUUGAAGGGAUAUCUGGCAUGAUAUCGGGCACGUUCGAUUGGGCACAAUGGGCCAUCUCCAAAAGCAUCAGCAUUGGGAUGUCUCUGCUCUCCGCAGGGUUCAACGCCAUUAAAAAAGUUGCCAUCACAGCAUAUAAAGUUCUCAAUGGUACUUUGAAACUCUCAUCUGUUGCAAAGGAUAUCAUUGGCACAGGAAAACAUGUUUUCAAGUCCGCACAGAAAGCAGCAAAGUAUGCAAUUAAGACUGCAACGAAGAAACUGGCAUCCCCUACAAACAUGAAGAUGGCUCUAAAACACGCAACCAAGUACGCACUUCAGGAGGUAGGGAAGCAGAGUGUAAUCAAAGGAAUUAACUAUGUCAUUGAUGCUGGAAUUGGGGCCAUCUUUAAAACAAUUUUAGAAAAAGCUUUCAAAGACAUGGUCAAUUCAACAGUCAAAAAGAAUGCAGAACUAGAUCUUAGUCUCACUGAAUACAUUAGCUCUGCAGUACCUAAAGGAGCUUUGCAGAACCGCAGCAACUAUAAGAUUGACUCAAAGCUUGAACAACAAACAAAAGAUUUAGUUCAAGUUAUGACAAAAGAACUUAUUCCUGGCCUCAUGACUGAUGCCACCACAUCCCAAGUCAGUGAUGUUAUCAGCAGACUCUCUGAGGUGUGCAAUAAUGCAACUGACCUUGUGGCAAAAAGUGGAACACAUUUUAUUGCAAAAGGAGUCAAAAUAAGUGUAGAAAUAGCUAAACACACCACAAUCUUGGUCCAAAUGAUUCGGUCUAUUCCUACAGAACAUGUUAUCAAUGACAUAUUUGUCCUCGAAUUAAAAAAAGAAAUUGAAGAGCAGCAAAGAUAUGUGGAGCAGUAUGACCAAGAUGGCAGACAUGAUUUACCAGAUGUGAUUCGCUUAAAGGAUGAGCUCCUAAGCUCCAUUUCGGAAAGUGUCUCCGAAGCGUUCAUAGAUGCUUGUGCUGGUCAUAUGUCCUCUUUUGUGACGGGAACAUUCAAGAAGAAGCUCAAUGGAGUUACUGGAAAGGUUGUUGACAAUGUACUUGGCAGACACAAAACUGAGGCCUUUUUCCAGGACCGGCAGCAUAAACAUGAUAUGAAGUCAGCCAGUCAGAAGGCUGGGAAAGCUCUGUCAGAGACUGAAACAAAAGAACUUCUGGACUAUGCAGAGAAGAUUGGUGAUGUUAAUCGACCAGCCUCGGCCCUGGACAUGUAUGUCCUCACAAACAGUGACCUGCUCCAUGGUAAAGGCAUCCAGUUGAAAGUGGUGGAUCAAGAUGGGAAAACGCUCUCAGAGGAGUCCUACCCGGGAACGAACAGCUCAGCCGGCCAAAUCACUCUACGACUGACCAAAGAGCCUGAGAAAACACACAGUGAGAAAGGAAUCCUCUCUAAAGCAAAAGACAGAAUCCAAGGAGUGGAAAGUCCAUACAGUGGUCACUUUGACAUCAUCCAAGAUGGCAAAGUAAUCCCUGUGCGCUCAGAGAACAAGAACUGCCUGUACCAUGCCCUAGCACAGGCAACAUCUAACAGGUCUGAGGAUGAGAUCACGAGUCAAGCUGUGAAUCUACGAAACAAUGUUAAAGACCAGAUUAAAGGGAGCCUUCAGGCUUAUAGUGAAAUGGUUAAAACCCAGAAGGCCUAUGAUGCACUCGAGAAAAAUCAUGGAAAAUAUGCUAUAGUUGGAGGGGCCAGGAAUAGAAAACGGACGAAUGAUGGGGAAUAUGAACAUGAUAUCAGGCCCAUGAAGAAUUGUCCUUAUAGUUCCUCAGGGAUAAAUGAGUAUGACAUAGCCUUUACGUACCACCUUGGAUUAGUUGGUCCUAACAAAAGCGUCAAAACCACCAAACUUUUCUCUGACGACAUGGGGGAAAGAGGCAUUGUGGAGGCAGACCAUAUCCCACCAAAGAAUUCCCUGAAGCUGGCCAGAGACCAAAAAUCUCAGAUGAAAAAUCUUCAACAGAAGAAUCCGAAGCUUUAUGAUAUGAUAAACAGCAUUGAAUCAGAUCCAAAUGGAGGGAACCUGCUCACAAUGCGGGUUCUCAAACAGCAUCACAGGAAUGCUCUAACCACUGGAAGGAGUAAGACAUCUGUCAUCUGCAGGAAGCUUCUGGCGGAUACACUUGCAAGCGGAGAUGUGGAGAAAUCACUGAAGUUAUCUUUCAUCAUGGCUCAUCCUAUUGCUUCCGAACAGCUCAGAGACAAAGCAGGAAAGCCCAAUACACUUACCCUGGGAUCCAUUGAUUUAUCUCCUGAAGGAACGGUGUUCUACUACAAAGCUGGCUUCAAUCAGAUGCUGAAUCACCAUUGUAAAGAGGGGAUCAUCGACCAGAAUCAGCAGGCGAGGCUGAAGUCCUGGGUGUCCGAUAAGAAGUACAUGGACCCGGACACCCCAGAGUACAACGACAUCCUUGCAGCCAUCCAGUAACACAACCUCCACUGGAGACAUGUUAGGAAAGGGAUAAAAUCAUACUUUUAUAUUCAGCAUAUGAAUUACAUGAAUUCAGUAUAAUCAUAAUGUGAAUAAUUUCUUGUUGAACCUUAGGUGAAUGACAAUUUGACCUUUCUACUGCUGCAUAAUUACUAUACUUUUUUGUUUGUGCUUCCACAAGGUAGCCUAUGGCUUUUCAAAAUAGAUACAGUAACUUAUGUGCAAGUUGCAUGAGAUAUAAGCUUGCUAAAAGAACAGUAGGUUCUUUACAGUAAACUGUAAAUUGACUUUUAAUUUUGUUUCAUUCAGUACUGUAUACUAUACUGGGUGGCAAAGUUCAUUUCUCAAUGUCAUAAUAUUUACUGAUGUCAUAAUAUUUCACGUUUUUAGUUUCUUAGUAUUGAAUUAUAUAGCCUACUUUCCAUUUUAGUGUAAUGAUCAUGGUAACCUUUUAAAAUCAAAUCAAAUCAGAUUGUAUUUGUCACAUGCGCAGAAUACAAUAGGUGUAGACCUUACAGUGAAAUGCUUACUCAUAAGCCCUUAACCAACAAUGCAGUUUUAAGAAAAAAAGAAAUAUAACAAAUAAUUAAGGAGCAACAAUAAAAUAACAGUAGUGAGCCUAUGUAUUUUAUGCUCAUCAUCAGUGGUUUCACAGUCAAAUCAUGGUCUCAUUGGCAGUGUUUAUCAUGUAUCGGAUUUCUUUACUAUUGGAUUAUGGAUGAUUUUAUAUUUACUCAAUCCAAGGUGGUGUUUUAAUCCAUUUGAAUAAAUGUUUGCAUUCUCAAAAAUAUUAUCUGUAUUUGAAACUAUUGAUAAUAAACUGAUUUAAUUUGCAAGACUA
This is a messenger RNA of Oncorhynchus mykiss (rainbow trout), 8008 nucleotides long. RefSeq lists its product as uncharacterized. Lineage: Eukaryota; Metazoa; Chordata; Actinopteri; Salmoniformes; Salmonidae. The record is from RefSeq and is a predicted model, not a curated record. Gene Ontology annotation, molecular function: ATP binding. Gene Ontology annotation, cellular component: membrane. Gene Ontology annotation, biological process: protein targeting; intracellular protein transport; protein import.